GGUUUUAUAUUAAUUUUUAGAUACAGAUCUAAUUAUGAAGUAAAAGCAAGCACAGCUGGAGCGCUAUCAGACAGGAAGGUUUGAAACGUUCUGCUAUCAUAAUCAAAGAUAGGCCUAGUUCACACAACAGCACCUCGCCACCUUUGCCUCUGUCUCGUUUUCGGGGUCAGAAGGAGUGGUUGCGGAGGAGAGCUCUCCACCCGCCGAACGAAAACCGGAUGUUUGUGAAGCAAGCAGCUGUCACUGACAUAGCUAACGUUAGUAGCCGGCGAGCUAACAACAUAAUAAGCCUUUCAGCUGGGAUCAACUUCACAGAUACGUACACCACCAUGUCUUCAGACCUUCUGGUUGACCUCAAUGAUGACCUUGGAGUAGAUGAUCCCCCCAGCAAUGCCCUGGACCAGCUCAAACUGUCUCCAAUGGGGGACAAGCUGUGGCCCCCAGAUGACUCCAGUAUGAGCAAGUCUGAGACGGACAUAUCCAAGCGAUUGGGGGAGGGGUCACACCUGACCUGGGACCACCCAUACUAUGAUAUUGCCAGGCAUCAGAUUGUAGAAGUAGCAGGUGAUGAUAACUUUGGCAGGAAGGUGAUUGUCUUCAACGCCUGUCGGAUGCCCCCUCACCACGAACUGGACCACCACAAGUUACUGAUGUAUCUGAAGGCCACCCUAGACCAGUAUGUUGAGAGCGACUACACCCUCAUCUACUUCCAUAAUGGCCUCACCAGUGAGAACAAGCCAUCUCUCAGCUGGCUGAGAGACGCCUACAGAGAAUUUGACCGAAAGUACAAGAAGAACAUCAAGGCACUGUACAUUGUUCACCCCACCAUGUUCAUCAAGACUCUUCUCAUCCUCUUCAAGCCUCUCAUCAGCUUCAAGUUUGGACGAAAGAUCAACUACAUCAACUACCUGAGUGAACUGGAGGACAUUGUCAAGUGUGAGCAGCUAGUGAUACCCACCCGGGUGCGAGACUAUGAUGAAAAAAUCAGAGCCUCACUGAAACCAUCAGUUCAGGCCCAGAUGUCCCCCCCUCGCAGUCCACCACUGCCCAAUCAACAGUUUGGAGUCCCCUUGCCAACGCUAAGAGCGAGAAGUUCUGACAACGGAGCAGUUCCAUUAGUGAUGCGAGACACAGUGGCUUUCUUAAUGGAACAAGGUAUGCACCAUUCUUUCAGAUUUUACCAGGGAAUAUUCCGGCGGUCAGCCAACGUGACCCUCGUUAGGGAUGUUCAGCACAGAUAUAACUCAGGUGAGGAGGUGAGUUUUUCCCAGAUGGAGGACGUUCACUUGGCAGCUGUCAUCCUCAAGACUUUCCUCAGAGAACUACCAGAGCCCCUCCUCACAUACCAGCUCUACAAUGACAUUGUCAACUUCCACAAUGUUGACAGCAGUUCCCACGUGACUGCGAUCCGGAACAUGCUGGCAAUGCUCCCUGAGGAGAACUAUGCCUCCCUGAAGUUCCUCAUUGAGUUCCUGGUGCAGGUGUCCGCACAGAGUGAGAUCAACAAGAUGAACAACGCCAACCUGGCAGUGGUGUUCGGACCCAACCUGCUAUGGGGACAAGAUGCUGCCAUGACACUCAGUGCCAUCGGCCCCAUCAAUAACUUCACCAGAACUCUGUUGGACCAACACUACAAGGUCUUUUCACCCUAAGACGUCUCCUGACAGCUAUCUCUAACCAUGCCCCAUUCAUUCUGUGUUUAAAUCCCCAUCUCUGACCCUGUCUCUGUAUUGGUCUAGUACAGUGUAACUGUAUCUCUCCCAGUGCCCCUAGUAGUGUUGCCAAAUGCAUGAGUGUAUUGUGACUGAGGACACAGAGAAAAAAAAGACAGGGGAGACGAAGCGUUGAAGAUGCCAAAAGAGGCCAAAAGUCAGGUUAGAAGACAGGUAUGAAGGCUUUAAUGUCUCUCCCAGAUAUCUAUCACUCAGGAAAAGUUCAACACAGGGUACAUGAUUUGGUACUUUAAAACAAUUGGAACAAUCUAAACCAGUUCACAUCUGUUUUGGUUUGAAUCAUAUCAAAUAUUUAUUUUGAUGGUACAGAUUUCAGAGAACAUUUAUGCAAUGUUUUGUAUCUGGGGAGCAAUAUGUAUUUCAUAUUCAUUUACUUUAUGUCUAGUCCUAUUUGCAUUGGAACAAAUCAUAAAUGAUCGGUCGCUACAGUCAGUGAGCCAGUGUACUCCAGUAUUCGAGGUAGUCUAAACUAUAUCAGGGAGUUUUAUAUUUUGAAACAUCUUAUUUAAGAAUCAUGGUUAUGUGUAAAGCUACAGUCUAUAGCUAAAUAAAACCUUAAGAGUAUGUGUAUUUACGUUUAUAAAAAAAUGUUUGUCACAUAGCGCCUUACUUUUUUAAAUGUGUACUUAUCUGACAAAACAUGCUGGUAUACCCUUUAAACAUUUCCAGCAAGCCUUUGUUUGUUUGUUUCUGCUGCAUUACAUUUGUCAAGUCUUCAUUUUUGAUAAUUUGUACAGGUCAACUAUUUAAAAAAAAACUAAUAGUCUUAAUCAUGUAACUUCUACAUUUCAUGUUAUGCCUGAUUAGCUUUCUCAAUGCAGGACAGUGUUUUCAUGAUACAUAUUCUACUUUAAUUAGUGUAUUAUUACACUCGACUAAUGGCAGUUAGCAGUUAUUCAUCGAAAAUCACUAUCCAGCUGUAAAGACUGAUGGCUAGUGUCAUUUUGGUGAAAGAUCUUCAUGAAGCCUUAAAGUCAGUAGGGGCAUAGAAGGGCUCCUAAUCAUGGAUAGACUGAAAUGCUGUGUACUUACAGACCCAGGGGGCUCUCAGGCCAUACGGUAUUUCUGUUUCUUCUGUAUGGUGAGUUGUGUUGUUUUUCAGCCUUAUUUUGCUAAUUUUAUUACGUCCGUUGUUUUUGUUCAGUUCCAAAUUCAACUCAACCAAAUAAUUAUGGUUGCAUUGGAGAACACAAAGAUUUUUUAUAUUUUUUAAACCUUAAAACAUAAAUUUGCAAUGGCCAAACCUUUGGGGGUACAACUCCUGUACUCUGUAAUCCUGAAUGACUUUGUACUGAAAAUAUCCUGAACAAGAACAGUGCUAAUGUUAAGACUGAAUAAGUAAGAGUUCUGUUGUGCUUCUAUGUUUUGUCUAUUAUUAAAAUGAAUUUGUUUACUGUGUAUGAAAACUUCCUAAUCAUGUCAAUGAAACAAUUGCAGUGACAUGCGGAUCAGUGGCUUAGUAGAACCUUUAUGACCCCAUUUGCGUCUGUGUGCCUUAAGGAAACAAACAGGCAAGUAACUACCAACUCCUCCACUUGUCAUAUCUCGUGAAAAUUGUGCCCGUUUUAUCCACCUUUACUGUACUGUUUAUCUGUAUUGUCAAAUAAUAGUAUUUCCUGGUUGCUACAGUGAAAAAUGAAAUUUCUCUUUAAGAGUAUUUCUCGGUUCUAGGUAUUUUACUGCAAUCUUACUUUCAAGAUCUCUUUUUUAUAUGUUGUGGAUAUAAAGUAUAAAUAAAAGGUGAUGGUUAAAAGUG
Coregonus clupeaformis (lake whitefish) is the source of this 3489-nucleotide messenger RNA. It is a transcript of the gene arhgap1, whose product is annotated as Rho GTPase activating protein 1. Gene Ontology annotation, cellular component: cytoplasm. Gene Ontology annotation, molecular function: GTPase activator activity. Lineage: Eukaryota; Metazoa; Chordata; Actinopteri; Salmoniformes; Salmonidae. The record is from RefSeq and is a predicted model, not a curated record. The transcript has 13 exons. Gene Ontology annotation, biological process: negative regulation of endocytic recycling; small GTPase-mediated signal transduction. Bases 219 to 1652 code for a protein of 477 amino acids.